UAAACUUUUAGUCUCUUGAAAUUACAACUGAGGUGAAAUUAGAAAUCGUCUUGUUAUCCUCUGUCUGCCUGUCGAUAUUUUCAUAUCACCUCUUUGACCUCUGUUUUUUUCUCUCUACCCUCCCCCUGUUCUAGUCUGAUGAGUGAGAGUGUCGCCAACCCGCUCCUCCACCACAAUGGUCGACAUGGAGAGCCACUACCAUCCCCCUUCUCCACUGGAGGACUCAGUGCUGGACAGCCCCCUGUGCGCUGAUGAUGAUUUCUUGGGUGGCAUGGAGGAGCUCCAGGACAUCUCCCAAUCCAUCAACGACGAUGCCCUAAGCUCCUUCGAUGUCCCCGAAUACCAGUCCUCCAGCAAUGGCUCAGAAGGUUCGACUGUCCUAGAUGCCCUGACACCAGCUUCCAGCCCGUCGUCAGGGGUUUAUGGGGUUGCGACAAGCCAGGACGAGUUCUCAUCUUCCUCCUCGUCACUCAAUCUGGAGUGCCGAGUGUGUGCUGACCGUGCCUCGGGCUACCACUACGGAGUCCAUGCUUGUGAGGGCUGCAAGGGUUUUUUUCGGCGGACCAUCCGUCUGAAGCUGGAGUAUGACAAGUGUGAACGCCGCUGCAAAAUCCAAAAAAAGAACCGCAACAAGUGCCAAUACUGCCGCUUCCAGAAGUGCCUGUCAGUGGGCAUGUCCCACAAUGCCAUCCGCUUUGGUAGGAUGCCCCAGUCAGAAAAGCUAAAACUAAAGGCAGAGAUGGUGACGGGGGACAGGGAGGUGGAAGACCCCCACCUGGCCGACCAGAAGACCCUGGCCAGGCAGAUUUAUGAGGCCUACCUCAAGAACUUCAACAUGAACAAGGCUAAGGCUCGGACCAUUCUCACCGGCAAGACCAGUACCCCUCCUUUCGUCAUCCACGACAUGGAGACCCUCCAGCUGGCAGAGCAGACGCUGGUGGCCAAGAUGGUCGGCUCUAUCGGAACGCUGAAGGACAGGGAUCCCGAGGUUCGGAUUUUUCAUUGCUGCCAAUGCACCUCCGUGGAAACCGUCACAGAGCUCACAGAGUUCGCAAAGUCCGUCCCCGGGUUCUCGAGUCUGGACCUCAACGAUCAGGUGACUCUUUUGAAAUACGGAGUGUACGAGGCCCUCUUCGCCAUGCUCGCCUCCAGCAUGAACAAGGACGGGCUUCUUGUAGCGUACGGCUCAGGCUUCAUCACCCGAGAGUUCCUCAAGAGCCUGCGGCGACCCUUCAGCGAGAUGAUGGAGCCAAAGUUCCAGUUUGCCAUGAAGUUUAACGCACUGGAGCUGGACGACAGUGACCUGGCUCUGUUUGUGGCCGCGAUCAUCUGCUGUGGAGACCGACCAGGUCUGGUGAACGUGGCACACAUUGAGACGAUGCAGGAGAGCAUUGUGCAGGUCCUACAGCUCCAUCUGCUGGCCAAUCACCCCGAUGACACUUUCCUCUUCCCCAAGUUGUUGCAGAAACUGGCUGACCUCCGGCAGCUAGUCACUGAGCAUGCACAGCUGGUGCAGGAGAUCAAAAAGACAGAGGACACCUCACUGCACCCACUCCUGCAGGAGAUCUAUAGAGACAUGUACUGAGGAUUGUGGAGGAUUAACCCGGAGAGGAACACCACAAACCAUCUCCUUUUUGUCAGGGACAUGAGAAGAGGAGUCGUCCUCCAUAAGCUAGGGUUGAACUACUUAACCCCAUCACCCCCCAAUGCAGCAAGAGUUAGCUUUUGGCUUCUGGUCACCUCAAGAGGACCUUUCAGGCCCCAGGCAAGAGGCUGAUGGUUCUCUUGGUUUGGCACAGUUCUCUCCACUCCAUCGCGUGGAUCUUUGCAGGCAGAAAAAUCUCGUAGAUAAGAUGUGAUAUACUAGUGCAGCUGUUUGAGCCCCUGUCCAGACACCAGUGUAUGCAAUCUCUGACCAAACUCUAAAUGCUAAUUUAGGUGAUCUCCUUGGUUGCCCUCGACGAGCCCUAAAAUGAGGAAAGAAAGUGAACUUGAUAAUUGCCACUCCAGCAUUAUGUUUGAAUAUAGAUUUUUAUACAGAUGUCGGAGAGCAAAGAGCCAUAUAUAUAUUUAGAGUUAACAACACCGAAAUUACUUCAGCGGCAGCAACAGCAGAAAUGAUGCAGUUUCAAAAGCAAGGCAGCUUUGGCUAAAUAGGCUGUCAGUAAAAAAGUAGUGAUGGUAGUUAAUGCACCAGCCCUCCAGCAUGUUUCCUCACCUUUUUACAACCAGACACGUCUGUGGUGUCACCAGGCUCCUGAGUAUAAUCAUUUAUUUUGUACUGUAUGUCCUCGAAGCCAUACUUUGUAAUGAUACUGGAAAGUUUCAUUGUCUUUUCGUAGCCUUUCUCUUCCUAAUUAUACAGUAUCAAGAAUUGCUAUGGAUUAUCAUCGCUUAUAUCUCAACUUGUCCAUAAACUGUACAGGCAACAGCCGUUUUACUCUUUAGAAUAAGGUAGCAAAAUGUCAGGAGAAAAUCUGAAGUUCUUUAAGGCCGAAAUGAUGCACCUCAAGAGCACAAACACGCCUGAGAUAUGUUCAUAUGACAUUUUUGUACCGGACCUCUGUUAAAUGCCUUUUUCACAAAACACUAGCACAGACGUUUGGCACUCCACCCUGCUUUGUGUCCUGAUAUUUAAGGGCUAAUGCCGAGAUGCUGUAUAUCUUGCAUUGCGACUUUAACACAGGCGGACACAAAGCUAGAAACUCAUACACUCAAUGCAUCUCUUUAUCUCAGUUAAGUCAAAUCAAGCAAACCACUGUUAUUUACACAGCACAUAUGGUCAUGUUGGCUCUAGCUACUAUUGUACUUCACUGGCUGUGUUUGCUCCUCAUUACACAUGCAGCUCAUUAAGAUUCAGGGGUCUUAUCUGCACAUUUUUGUAUGAUGACAACUUCUUCUUUUUUUUUUCUUUUUUUUUUUUUUAAAUCCCCCACAGAGAAAGCUACAAUGUAAUGGCCUCAUAUAUUACACAGUUACUCUCAUAAUUGGAAGUUUUUCAUUCUCAGAAAUAUGUUAUUUUGGAUGAAAAGAA
Molecule: messenger RNA, 3034 nt
Organism: Stegastes partitus (bicolor damselfish)
Lineage: Eukaryota; Metazoa; Chordata; Actinopteri; Pomacentridae
Gene: pparab
Product: peroxisome proliferator-activated receptor alpha b
Exons: 6
Coding region: 176-1585 (469 amino acids)
Biological process (GO): positive regulation of transcription by RNA polymerase II; negative regulation of transcription by RNA polymerase II; negative regulation of cholesterol storage
Cellular component (GO): nucleus
Molecular function (GO): DNA-binding transcription repressor activity, RNA polymerase II-specific; zinc ion binding; RNA polymerase II cis-regulatory region sequence-specific DNA binding
Source: RefSeq, a predicted model, not a curated record